This is a messenger RNA of Zingiber officinale, 1599 nucleotides long. RefSeq names its product chorismate synthase 1, chloroplastic-like. Gene Ontology annotation, cellular component: cytosol. Bases 127 to 1452 code for a protein of 441 amino acids. Gene Ontology annotation, biological process: chorismate biosynthetic process; aromatic amino acid biosynthetic process. Gene Ontology annotation, molecular function: FMN binding; chorismate synthase activity. The transcript is spliced from 13 exons. NCBI's taxonomy places the organism in Eukaryota, Viridiplantae, Streptophyta, Magnoliopsida, Zingiberales, Zingiberaceae. The record is from RefSeq and is a predicted model, not a curated record.
AGUCUGGUAGCUAUGCGGUUGGUGGGAACUGCGUGGUAGGUGAGUCUUUUCCUGUUCGAUAAAUCCCUAGUUCAUAUCCCCAGAUAGGAUUCAGAUCGUAGAGAGGGAGAAGCGAUCGAUCGAUUGAUGGCGUCUUCGGAAUCAUUCGUCGGGUUGAGGAGAGCCGACGGCGUCUGCGGCAUCGGCCUCCACCAAGUCUCUGGCCUUCGCCGUCCUUUCUCCUCCUCCGCUGCCCAAAUUUCCAUCUGCCGCCGGAGUUACCUUCCUCCCAAGAGGCUCGAGGUACGAGCUGGUGGAGAUAAAUUUGGAAAGCACUUUGAAGUUUCAACCUAUGGUGAAUCUCAUGGAGGAGGUGUUGGUUGUGUUAUUAGUGGAUGCCCCCCAAGGAUUCCUCUCUCCGAGGAGGAUUUGCAAUUUGAACUUGAUAGAAGGAGGCCAGGUCAGAGCAGGAUAACCACUCCAAGAAAAGAAACAGAUACUUGUCGUAUUCUCUCAGGAAUAUAUGAUGGAAUGACCACUGGGACUUCUAUCUGUGUAUUUGUACCAAAUACAGAUCAAAGAGGACAUGACUAUAGUGAAAUGUCAAUGGCAUACAGGCCUUCUCAUGCAGAUGCAACAUAUGACUUCAAAUAUGGUUUGAGAGCAGUACAGGGAGGUGGUAGAUCAUCAGCAAGAGAAACUAUUGGUAGAGUUGCUGCAGGAGCUAUUGCAAAAAAGAUUCUUAAGAUGUAUGCAGGAACAGAGAUUUUAGCAUACGUUUCUCAAGUUCAUAAAGUUGUGCUUCCUGAAGGUGUUGUUGAUAAUGAGACAGUGACCCUUGAUCAAAUUGAGAGUAACAUUGUCAGAUGUCCAGAUCAAGAAUACGCUCAAAAGAUGAUUGAGGCGAUCGAUGAUGUGAGAGUUAAGGGAGACUCUGUUGGAGGCGUAGUAACUUGCAUUGCUCGAAAUGUUCCAAGAGGGCUUGGAUGUCCAGUGUUUGAUAAAUUGGAAGCUGAUAUGGCAAAAGCUAUGUUGUCUCUCCCUGCAACUAAGGGAUUUGAAAUUGGCAGCGGUUUUGCAGGUACUUUCUUGACUGGAAGCGAGCAUAAUGAUGAGUUCUACAUGGAUGAGCAUGGCAAUAUGCGGACAAGAACGAAUCGGUCUGGCGGCAUACAGGGAGGUAUAUCCAAUGGAGAAACCAUUUGCAUUAGAAUAGCUUUUAAACCAACGUCUACUAUCGCGAAAAAACAGCAAACAGUAACAAGAGAUCGACAUGAAACUGAACUCAUCGCAAGAGGCCGUCAUGACCCUUGUGUUGUCCCUCGAGCGGUUCCGAUGGUGGAAGCGAUGACAGCUUUGGUGCUGUUAGAUCAACUGAUGGCGCAAACAUCGCAAUGCGGAUUGUUUCCUGCCAAUGCUGCUCUUCAGCAACAAAUUGUUCAAGAUCCAAAUAGAUCUUUAAUCACCCCCUAGAAAUGACACAGCUGAGUAUCAAAUUCUUGCUCAAAUUAGUGACAAUAAAUGUUGUUUUUGUAGUGAAUUCUAAUAUAUUGUAUGUGCAACAUGGCAUUUGUAUGAUUUUUAACAACUUUUAUUAAUAUAUUUAUGAUAUAACACAAA